Mesocestoides corti is the source of this 666-nucleotide messenger RNA. The record is from the annotation of a GenBank genome assembly. Lineage: Eukaryota; Metazoa; Platyhelminthes; Cestoda; Cyclophyllidea; Mesocestoididae.
AAAGAAGAUUGGUAUGUGUGUUCACCGAUCCGUGAGGAGCGACUCAAUGACUCCCGAAACAUUUUUUGCUCUUAUCGGUUUUGUUGUUCAUAUUCUUUUGAUCUCACAAUACGGCCCAAUUUCAAACUCGUGACUUUUCUUUUGUCUUCAGGCUAUGGCCACAUCGUUCCACAGACUCAAAUGGGCAAGGUGUUUUGCAUAUUCUUUGCCUGUAUUGGCAUUCCUUUUACGCUCUACCUCUCCUCCCGUGUUUCGAUUGCGCCCAACAAUUUGGAUUUGGUUGACGAGUUGCGUGCACUUCAGACGAACAGUGCUUCGCGAGCACGCCUCGUUCACUUUCUUUGUGUGGUCGUGCUCGAUGCCAUAGUGACCAUGUUCCUGCCGGCCUAUAUCUUUAUGAUUAUUGAACCUGAUUGGACUUACAUUGACGCCAUCUACUUCUGUUUCAUUUCCCUCACCACUAUUGGUUUCGGCGACCUCGUGCCUGGCGGCGACAACUCGCACAAUCCAGCGCGCGAAUUCUACAAAAUUGCAUCUAUUGUGUAUUUACUCGGUGGAACGACGCUGCUCAUGCUGUUGGUUCGAGUGUAUGGAGAAAUGUUGGAGGCAGAGCGACGAGCAAAGCGUGACCGCCUGUUACUCGAGAACCUGCCCUCCCGCCGCUGA